Biomphalaria glabrata is the source of this 1860-nucleotide messenger RNA. RefSeq lists its product as uncharacterized. Bases 228 to 1664 code for a protein of 478 amino acids. The transcript has 4 exons. NCBI's taxonomy places the organism in Eukaryota, Metazoa, Mollusca, Gastropoda, Planorbidae. The record is from RefSeq and is a predicted model, not a curated record.
ACCGGAAAUGUUCACGGUUUUGUAAUGGAAGUAUUUUAUUGUAUACUAGUUUUUCUAUAGAACACGUAGAUCUGUAUGUUAUGAUUUAUAUAACAAAUAGCUACUUUGAUUGUGUGAAUUCAAAGGGAAAGAUCUAGAUCUGAGCCACAGAAUAGUAGACACUAGAUUGAUAAUCUUAAUCCUAUAGGCCGUGCCGACAUCCUCAGUGCCAGGAACUAACGAACGACAUGAAGUCAACAGCUGCACGCGAGAGCAAAGACAAACAGAAGACUGUAUCUUACAAACAGAAACAGCCAAGCGAGUCUCAGCGUUUUUCUACAAAGCAAAGCGUCAAGAAAAGCACCAAGUCGGAGAUACCAAAAGCUGAUGGCAAAGUGUCUGGUCCAAGCAAACAAGACCAAAAGCAAGAGGACAUAAUCAAUGCUGAGGAGAACAUUUUCGAUCAGCCGACCCCUGAACUGUUAGAGUUGUCAGACUUCACCGAAGUCUCCGCUGAAUCUGGCCAAAAAGGUGCCAAACAGAAAGCAUACCAACCUUCUAAAUCUACAAAGAACAAGACCAAGGUCCCUAUUAAAAGCAGAAAUUUACUCUCGUCCAAAAAGUCAGAGAAAGCGAAAACAAAAUAUCAGAGAAUCAACUUGGCAGCAUCAAGAAAGCAAGAGUCAUCCUCGGAGAACUCGUAUGUCGCGGAGAAAAAAAUGCAUAGCACGAAAAAUACGGAAGACUUUGUCGAUACAUCCGAUCGCUUAAAGGAGUGGAUCUCAAAUCUGAACGUGGUGGCCAGUAAACAUUCUGAGGAGAAAGGCGAUCCCAUUCCAAGCGUGUCAUCUCAUGGUCAUCUCGUCCCACUACCGUUGGAGAGUCUCAAGUCUAAGGAUGACGCCAUGCACUUUCAGCCACUACCAGUCAGAGAGGUGGAGACGCAAACACUGGCAGACAUACAGGCGAAAAAGAACAGGAAGCUGCUGAGGGAUGAAAGGUUGAAAUUAAAACUGGAAACUUUUAAACACAAAUUCGACAGCUUGUUGGAAAAGCAAUUCUCAAACGCCACAAAAAUUUGGCGGCUGGCUAAGGAAAUGCAGACUUUUACCGAAAACCACGCUUCUUCUUCUCAAAACAGUUGUGAAUGUCCACAUUCGACAAAAACAGGUUUUAACUUACCCCCCAAUCCAAAGUUGAGUGAUGAUUAUAUGUUAAACACCACUCCGGGAAUCGAGAACGGCUACGCCGACGGAUUUGACAACCAGGAUGCUCUCGACACAGACAUGGGAUCGAGUUCCACCAAAGCGUUGAGCUGGCUGGAGAGAGAGCUGCUUCACUGCGAACACAUUGAACGCAAUCGGAGGGAUGUCCCGCAGCACGUCUGCAGCCACGCCCCUUGCAUAUAUGGGAACGGAUUCCUGCAGAAGAACGACUCCAGGCAGCCGACGCCGAGAGUCGCCUUCGUGGACGAAUGUUCGGCUGACAGUCGGUGCUCGUCUCCUAAGCGAGCGCCUUUAAGAAAGCGAUUGUCGCGCUUCAGACUCUCUUUGCACGUGAAGAAACUCUCGCUAAAAAAACAAAGCAAAAUCCUGACAGGAAAAAAGAAAAGCACAAAGGCCCAAUACAUUGUCCUAUUUCUUUUGGUAUUCACACAGUUUUGGGUGCAAAUCUGUUACAGUUAAUUAUAAACUUUUUUUCCUGCAAAGCAUGUCAAGCAGUUAAAAAAAAAUUCCUAUAGCCCUUGUUGACUCAUCGCAAUUAGACUUUAAAAAAAACAACAACAUUGGUUUUUUUGUUUAUCGUACGUUUUUAUAGAAUUUCUUGUUUAGUUAUACCACUGAAAGACAACAUACAACUGUCAUAUUUAACAAACAACUC